AUGCGAUACCCCCUGAGUGAGGAGGCCAAUAUGAUGCAACAGCCACACCUUCCCGACACUCUUGCUGGAAGCAGUCAGGAGCGUUGUCUACCAGGCAGUAGUGGUAUGGGUAUCGGCUCGACUAUCCCACGACCCCAGCUACCUUCCAAUUUCAACUCCUCGCAAUUCAACCUACUUUCCAGUGAACCAUAUCCAAGUCCCAGCCAAACUCACCACCCCUUUAAUCCAAGCCAAUCACCCUCGCACGAGACGUCUUCUCCACGCCAUCGACUAUACACUCACGUAGACGGCGGAGGGGGCGAAUGUACCGGUAGCAUUGCUGGGGGAGGACUUCUUGUUGUCAACAUAAUUGCUGGCAGUGGUCUCAAAACCACUCAAAUGCUUCUGCGUGACCUAUACUGUGUUAUAGAGACUGAUUCGGUGCGCAAAGCACGAUCGAUGAUUCGUACGAGUACGGACUACUUUGAAUGGGAUGAAGUCUUUGAAAUGGAAAUUGAAGAAUCACGUUUCCUCUCCAUUCUCAUCUACCAAUGGGACGCGCGGACCCGUCACAGAUUGUGCUUUUACGGUGGUAUUGAUCUAACCUCCCUAACACAGCAGAACCUCUCCACAUCACCUAGUCGAGAACAGAAGGAAACCGAGGGACCAGAGGACGAAUGUCAACCGCUAACGAGUCCUUUGAUUGCGCGAUCAGGAAUGCGGUUUGAGAAGAUCGCCCUUCAGUUGGAACCAAGAGGAGUUCUCUACUUACAAAUGGGCUUCCUCCCAAUGAUUGCACUAUAUAUGCGACGAAAUCUGUCAGCUGCCUACGACACAACCCUCUUUGGAGUGAGUCUGGACGAGCUUGUGUACAGAGACCGCAUGCUCGCCAGUCUUGGUGUCAUUUCUGAUUCAGUAGUUCCCUUACUGAUAAGAAAGUGUGUCGAAGAGGUGGAUAGACGAGGUACCGAGGUGGUCGGAAUCUACCGGCUCUCGGGAUCAGUAUGGAUGAAACUGCAGGUUCGCGAUCUCUUCACUCGCACCGCGGAGAAAAUUGCUCAAGGGCUAGUAAAACGGAGCGAGAAGGCGGUGAGGGGAGCUCUUGCUGCCUUGGAUCUCUCAGCUGACGCUGUUCCUGACAUACAUGCAAUAACUGGUGAGUUACAUCUGCAGCAACUUUAA
Hydatigera taeniaeformis is the source of this 1161-nucleotide messenger RNA. The record is from the annotation of a GenBank genome assembly. Lineage: Eukaryota; Metazoa; Platyhelminthes; Cestoda; Cyclophyllidea; Taeniidae.